This is a messenger RNA of Xenopus laevis (African clawed frog), 1014 nucleotides long. RefSeq names its product provisional ortholog of CDC42 effector protein 2 S homeolog. Gene Ontology annotation, cellular component: endomembrane system; cytoplasm; cytoskeleton. Gene Ontology annotation, molecular function: small GTPase binding. Gene Ontology annotation, biological process: positive regulation of pseudopodium assembly; positive regulation of actin filament polymerization; Rho protein signal transduction. NCBI's taxonomy places the organism in Eukaryota, Metazoa, Chordata, Amphibia, Anura, Pipidae. The record is from RefSeq and is marked predicted.
GUGAGCGACGCUGCGGCUCCCUGUCAGUCCUGAGGCUGCUAAGCGGCUCGCUCCUCUCGGGGCUGCCAUUUCAGAAGUACCGCACCAGAUCAAUUCAAGACAAUUCAAAUAUCAACCUAGGGCAGCUAUAAGAAAAUAUUAGAUUUCUGCUCAUACUGUGAUCUUUUGACAAUAUUCCCUAAAUUAAUCAUUGGUGUCCAGUCAAAAGACCAGUAGAGAUGCCGGCAAAAACUCCCAUCUAUCUUAAAACUUCCACUCCCAAGCGAGGUAAAAAGCCAAAACUUCGAGAUGUACUUUCAAGGGAGAUGAUCAGCCCUCCUCUGGGAGAUUUUAGGCACAGUGCUCACAUAGGGCUGGAUGGAGAAGGAGACAUGUUUGGGGAGCUGUCCUUUUUGCAGGGAAAGUAUGACCUGAUUCCAAACAUGGGUCAAAAGUUUACCAUUCUUAGUACUGACACCAGCCUCGAUGAAGAGUUUCAUAGUGAUGCCAUUUCUGCAAGUUACCGGCCAUUCCUGAAAAACGCAGUGUCUCUUCCCGCCUUCAGUGCUCCCAAUAGUAAAGACAGAGCCCCACCAAAGCCUCCUAGGUUACACUUGGAAGAGACUCCAGGUCUACGUUCUGUGUCCAUCAGCUAUGGUGAGAGAUGCUUUUCAAGAGAUGAGAAUGUUUCAUUUGCAUCUAUCCCUCUGGACCAAGAGAGCAGUAAUCUUGUGCCUUAUGACAGUUUAUCUGAGGGGUCAAUCAAUGAAGAUGGUGCCCAGAGCUUUUGUUCCACUUCUGACCGAAUGCAGGAAAACAAAGACAACCAACUCACCCAGGAACAAGGUAUUCCAAAAUCUGAGUCACUCUCUGGGCUUCAAUUAGACCUGGGACCUUCCAUCUUGGAGGAUGUUUUAAGGAUAAUGGAUGAUUAUAAACUUUAAGACUGCAAGGAAACGGAUUAUUAAAAACUCAUUGAUUAACGAAAACAAAGAUGUUGUAUAAAGAUACAUAAAUACUAUUUAUUUACUUGGA